AUGGUCUCAUCCCUCUCGGCGGCUCUCGCCCUCCUCUCCGCUACGCUGCCAUUGACCUCGGGUACCGCGAUCGUCACCCCGCGCCAGGCCACAGGCGACGCAAACUGCCAGAGCGUGCACAUCUUCCUCGCGCGCGGGAACAACGAGCCCUACCCAGGACGCCAGGGCAAGCUCGUCACCGCCAUCUGCGACGGGCUCGACAGCUGCGACUACGAGGACAUUCAGUUCUAUAACCCGCUCGAGGCGCCGUACUGCCAGUCCAUCGAAGAAGGCGCCGCCAAUGGCACCGCGCAGAUCACGGCGUACAACAAGCGCUGUCCGGACGCGAAGCUCGUCGUGAGCGGGUAUUCCCAGGGCGGCCAUGUUGUUGGUGAUGUUUUGGGUGGUGGAGGUGGCACGUUCUUCCAGGGUUGUCAGCAGAAAGCGAAUGCUGGGCUAGAUGCCACCAAGGCGCCCGGCAACAAACUUGCUGCUGUGCUCAUCUUUGGCGAUACAAGACAUACGGCCAGUCAACCGUACAACUAUCUCUCGGGAGCUCCGGACAACGGGCUCUUCCCACGACCGGAGAACCAGCUUGCCGGCAUGCGGGCCUUUUCCAGCGUGAUGCGCUCGUACUGUGUCGAAUCCGAUCCGAUCUGCGCCGGAGGAGACACCGCGGCCAACCACCUCAAUUACUUUGAUGUCUACUCCAGCGACGCGGGAGAUGGUUGGCAAGGCAGACACGACGACGUCGUCAUCGUCCUCGAAGACCAGUGCAACGUCGACCUCGUCAACACCAGCGAGCUCGAGCUCAUCGGCGAGCGCGACGCCUACUGCAGCAUCAUCGGCUGUAGGAGGAUCAACCACGGCAGCCCCGACAUCUGCUGA
Colletotrichum fioriniae is the source of this 867-nucleotide messenger RNA. The record is from RefSeq and is a predicted model, not a curated record. Lineage: Eukaryota; Fungi; Ascomycota; Sordariomycetes; Glomerellales; Glomerellaceae.